Molecule: messenger RNA, 753 nt
Organism: Protopolystoma xenopodis
Lineage: Eukaryota; Metazoa; Platyhelminthes; Monogenea; Polystomatidea; Polystomatidae
Source: the annotation of a GenBank genome assembly
CUUGCAUAUACUGUUCAAUAUGCCUUCACAUCUUGUUCUCCCCUCCUUGUUGAAGCUAUUCAUCCCUCCCUGGAGCCAGUUAAGCAAGAAAGAGGUGAAUCUCUUUCCCUCAUCAGUUCUGACCAGACUCAAACAAUAUCAUUAUCCAGCGCACUUGAGAGGCCGGACAACAACAGUACUCCCAGCUCUCCCGUCUUCACGUCUAUCUCAUCUAACUCUCCUCUUUCUGUAGCUGCAUCUUUGCCUGCAUCUUCCCUCCAAACUCGACAUCAUCAUCUCCUGCUCAGCAACCAAGUGGCUAUCAAACUCGAGUCGCCGGACCCCACUGAGCCGCUGUUGGCAAAUAAAGUUACAACUUCGGGCUGCUCUGGUACCGGGACUAUUGGAGAUAUGAGUGGUGCGAUGGAGCAUGUUACGAUCCCAGUGGGAUUGGCCUUAACACCACUUGACAUAAAUCCCUUAAAGCCGGGCUUUUCCACAAAUAGCUGUUGUACUGUUUCAGUAGAUGACCUGUCGGAAUACGGCGCAUUGCCUUCAGUCAUCGAACCCACUACAUCACCUAUUAUUCCUUCUGACAUGACUAGAGGGCUGGAACAUCACUCCUCUGGAAUUCUAGCACAAAGUCGUCUGACUCCUGAAGAAUCAUCUGUUAUUUCUAUCUCAGGUUCCGACUUGGUCAACAUAGGUGCAGUGCCGAUGAACACGGGUAUGUUUCUCUACUUUGGCUUGACGAUACCUACACUUGAAAGGUGA